Messenger RNA from Lymnaea stagnalis (great pond snail), 1412 nucleotides. The record is from the annotation of a GenBank genome assembly. Lineage: Eukaryota; Metazoa; Mollusca; Gastropoda; Lymnaeidae.
GAAUCUCAGUACCAAGUCGAAGUGACAGCUGCGCUGACAAGAUAGAAGCGAAAGGAAUUUUCAACGGCGCCACUGUCACGAGGGGACCUGACUGGCAAUGGGACAAUCAAGAUGGUGAUUACACACGGCAACUUUUUGCGUGCCAUUUCAGUUCCAAAAAGCGAUUCUAAUGCAAAUGCAAAAACCACAUAAAUUGAGUGACUUGCAAAGUUACCUAUUAGAAAGUGUUGGACAUCUAUAAAGAUAAUAGAAAUAAUGGGAAGAAAGAAACUAUUUUACAAGGAAUGAUAAAUACACUAUAUAGAAUUUAAUUAUAAUUUUUGCAAGGUCACUUCUGCCGAAAUGUUUAGUUUUUUGUGUGUGUUUUUUUUUGGUGUUGAUUUUUUGUAUAUGUCUUUAAAGCUUAAAUAGAUUGUUUUUACUUCUGCGAAAUUUGGCAGUGUCUUGUCACAAAUAAUAACUCUCUAAGAAUGGAUGUAUUGCUGUAAUGCACUGAACAGCGUGCAUAUGUGUGUUCAUUAGACGCGCAAUAUACAGUUCAGAUUGUCAAUGAAAAUUGAUAGUAAUAGUUGCUUUCUGUACGGACAUCGUUUCAAGUCAAAUCUGACUCCUAUUGCAUUGCUCUACUGACAAGCAUGUUUUGUCAAGUGAUUUUAAUAGAUGGGACCGUACCGCAUUCCACCGGUUGUUGUUCGGUGCGUUAUUUAAAGUUGAUGCAGAAAUUGCCAAUUCCAUUAUCUCUUCUCAAGAAACAUAGUUAUUGACCUAGUACGUCUGGCAUCCAUAUACUUUUCGCUUUCAAGUGAUAAAAUUUCAAUUCCUUUUUUUUUUUUAAAUAUUUGAAAAAAAAAAACUGCAGCGUGCGAUCCAACAUCAUGCGCUAAAACAUAAUUGACAGUGUUUAAACAAUUUAGGGGUAUUGAAAUUGUUCUUUGUUUUAUUGUAAUUUUUGUAGUCAAAUGAAGAAUAACACAUCAUCUGACGAUGUAAGCAGUGAAUCAGUUGUGUCUUUAUUCUGUGUAUUCACAUUUAAACAGCUUUCUCAACAAAUUUUUCUGUAGUUUUCGCUUAGUGAUUUAAAAAAAAAAAAUUAGUACUUUUCGUUUUAAAUUUAAUUAAAAACAAUGUGAGUAAGUUAACAACACAGUUAGCUUUUAUUAAAGGACAGCAGUCAAAUCUAGGCGUCUUGGCUUCGUGCCUUUAUCGGUCAAACAAAAAUUUGUUUAAAUUUUUUUUUUGUGAACCAUUGCAGCCUAGCACACAAUUAGUUAUUAUGAUUUUCAUUAUAAUUAUUGUUAUCAAUGUAUCGAAGGAGGCGAGGGCAGGACGGGCAAGGUAGUUACAUCAGGAAGGUGGGUUAAUGUUGAAUGGGAGAUGGGUGACAAGAACAAAUACAGACUUGGAGACGACGG